This is a messenger RNA of Colius striatus (speckled mousebird), 10280 nucleotides long. RefSeq names its product single stranded DNA binding protein 2 (gene SSBP2). Bases 124 to 1230 code for a protein of 368 amino acids. Gene Ontology annotation, molecular function: single-stranded DNA binding; protein binding. The transcript is spliced from 17 exons. Gene Ontology annotation, biological process: positive regulation of transcription by RNA polymerase II. Gene Ontology annotation, cellular component: nucleus. Lineage: Eukaryota; Metazoa; Chordata; Aves; Coliiformes; Coliidae. The record is from RefSeq and is a predicted model, not a curated record.
GCGGCCGCGCGGCCGGUUGGCCAAUGGGCUGUGUGUGUGGCGGCGUCGCCAUGGUGACGGGGCUGUUCCCGGGGAGGCUGUGAUGGGUUGACAGGUGCGUGACAGUCGGAGCUCUCUGCAGGCAUGUACGGCAAAGGCAAGAGCAACAGCAGCGUCCCGUCCGACAGCCAGGCCAGGGAGAAGUUAGCACUGUAUGUAUAUGAAUAUCUGCUUCAUGUAGGAGCACAGAAGUCAGCGCAAACAUUUUUAUCAGAGAUAAGAUGGGAAAAAAACAUCACACUGGGGGAACCCCCAGGAUUCUUGCAUUCCUGGUGGUGUGUGUUUUGGGAUCUGUACUGUGCAGCUCCAGAAAGACGAGAAACAUGUGAACAUUCAAGUGAAGCAAAAGCCUUUCAUGACUAUAGUGCUGCAGCAGCUCCCAGUCCAGUGCUAGGAAACAUUCCCCCAGGAGAUGGCAUGCCAGUAGGUCCUGUACCACCGGGUUUUUUUCAGCCUUUCAUGUCUCCUCGGUACCCUGGAGGUCCAAGGCCACCUUUAAGAAUACCUAACCAGGCACUUGGAGGGGUCCCAGGAAGUCAGCCAUUAUUGCCUAGUGGGAUGGAUCCAACACGACAGCAAGGGCAUCCAAACAUGGGUGGGCCAAUGCAGAGAAUGACUCCUCCAAGGGGAAUGGUUCCAUUAGGACCACAGUCUGACCCUUGGUUAUCAUUGCAGAACUAUGGAGGUGCAAUGAGACCCCCACUGAAUGCUUUAGGUGGCCCGGGGAUGCCUGGAAUGAACAUGGGUCCUGGGGGUGGCAGACCUUGGCCAAACCCAACCAAUGCCAAUUCUAUACCUUAUUCUUCAGCAUCUCCUGGGAACUAUGUAGGUCCUCCAGGAGGUGGAGGGCCGCCAGGAACACCUAUCAUGCCUAGUCCUGCAGAUUCAACCAACUCUGGAGACAACAUGUACACUUUAAUGAAUGCAGUACCACCUGGACCCAACAGACCUAAUUUUCCAAUGGGGCCAGGGUCAGAUGGACCUAUGAGUGGACUGGGUGGAAUGGAUUCACAUCAUAUGAAUGGAUCAUUAGGCUCAGGAGACAUGGACAGUAUUUCCAAAAAUUCUCCCAGUAAUAUGAGCAUGAGUAAUCAACCUGGCACUCCCAGGGAUGAUGGUGAGAUGGGUGGAAACUUCCUAAACCCUUUUCAGAGUGAGAGCUACUCCCCUAGCAUGACAAUGAGUGUGUGAUCCAUUAACAAGUCUCGCCGUGAAGACCACAGUGAGUUGGCCCUCUUCAGAGAGCUACUGCAGAAGAAAAUUAUUCAUCCCAGUGUACAGUUUAACAAAAGGAUCUCAGACACAAUUAGACCCACUAUUUUUUUUUCUACCAUGAUCCCUGUUUUGUCAAGAACGUGGGUCCCAAACAUGAUUGAGACAACUGUAAAGAGUGGCGUAAUAGAACUGCCCAAGAUGGAACUGCAAACCAUUAUCUGUGUAUGUACACAUGUGGGUUAACGUAUGUGUAUGUGUGUGUGACGUAGAAAUGCACACAUACAUAUAUAGACCUGCAGGACAUUGUAAAAUAUUAUCACAUGACAUCUUAAGUAGAAAUCAGAAGUAGGGACUCUAUUCCAUCCUUUUUUUUCACGUUUACAUUUUAAUUAUUAAAAUUUGCUUUCCCUCCCCCCUUCUGAACUGUUUUAUGUUGCAUAUAUCACUGCUUUAUAAGUUAUUUUUUAAGGUGAACUCAAAUGAUAAAUUCUUCUGAUUUUGUAAAUGUCAGCCAUUAUGGAUAGGAAUAAACUUGCUUAUAAGAGCUUUCAUUAACUUGUGUUUGAUACCAGUUACCCUGUGAAUCACAAACUGUACUGUCUCAAGAAAUAGAAGAAAGCUCAUCUUAAUUUUUUGGAGAAAUUUAAUAACUUUCACGUAGUUGGGUGAUUUUUUUUAAUAUACUUUGCCUUUAAAAAAAGAAGCACUGAAAGUUAUUUUUCUUCUUUAAUUGAAGCCUAAUAUCUGCAAUAUCUAUUUUAAAUGGAAGCCUGAAUUUGAUACAAGCUUCUCAGUUUAUAUAGAGUACUAUAAGGUUACUGUAAGUGAGCUCCAAUUGCUAUAGAAUCUAGCAAUAAAGUGUCAGGGCUGCUUCUGCCCUUGGAAAUGAGUUUUCUAUUUAGCAUGAUCUUCUGUAGGGGUGGUAGUUAGUGAAAAUACAAUAGAGUCCUUAUCACCAAAACUUUUUCUAACAAUUGACUAUUACAUUUCCCAUUUCCAGUGAUUCUCAACCAAACUGUAGCAAUCCAUGGCCCUAAUUAUAGACAGCGUGUCCAAGCCUAUUCAGAAAAUCAGAUCACCCUACUUCUUGGGUCUGCAUUUUUCACCACAUCUACCAGAAUGAAUUCCCCCAAAACUUGCCUGUAAGCAGUCUUUUUUCUUUUGAGCCAAAAUGAGGGAGUAAGUAAGCUUUUGAUGGCUACUAGGCUCACGGGGAUCUUGCUUUUUCCAUGAACAGAAGAGGACACAGGUCUGGGCCACUUUAUAAGGUCAGCCUAUUAGGCUUAGAAGCUGGGGCCAUAAUGGAGAAUAGGUGUAUGGUCUUAAGUGCUUACAGAAGAAAUCCCGUGUCUCUUCAGGCAAAGCUCUAAAAUCAAGAUUAUAGUACAUUUAGUUCCUACUUAUUUCCAUCCACCCCCUAGAAAACAAAAAUUAUCAGUUGUGGAUGAUUAGCGGUGUGGGCAUAAAGUGGCUAAAUAAAAAUUCAUGACAUAGGCAAAAAGCAUAGUCUCCUCCUUGGACUUUGCAUGUAGAAGACCCACUUAGCAUUAGUGGAGCAAUUCCAAGAAGUGGGAUAUGUCCAUGAAGUCUUAUAGGGAGACUUUUUCGCCAUGAACUUGUGAUAAAGAAGCAUAUGGAAUGGGCUCACUAUGAUGGUAGCCGCACAUAACGGGAUGUGUAAGGAGUACUACAAUCUUCUAAGUCCUUUUUCUUUGCAUAUAUUAUAUAAAUAUAAUAUAUGAAAAUUGAAAAGUAACACUUUUUACUCUCUUAUUAGUGCAACUCAAAGAUUAAGCUCUUGGAGGCUUAAAAUUAUGUUAAAAUAUCAAAGAUUUUAGUAGCACCAUUUUUUAGUAGUAAUAACCACUUUGAUUAGUUGCAAACAAAUCUAGACAGUCAUCACAUGGUUUUGUGGACUUUACUCCCAGUGAUUAUGAAGGUUAUAUUCAUUUGCUUAUCUUUAGAAAACACUUUAUUGAUGUCUCAAAAGAUGCUAGAAGCCCCUGCUAUUGAUUUGAGCUACCAAACCUCAAAAUCAGACCUAAUUUCCUCAGACCCUUUGCUGUUGUCCUAACACCAUUGGUUUCAGUGGUGGUAUUCCCAGUGUACCCUAGCUUCUCACAUAAGCGCUGCACAGGCCAGGUGUCCUUGCAGCCUGCAUUUGGUAUCUAUAUUAUCCUUGAUAGCCUUCUUGUAAGGACUUUAGGAUUCCUCUCUGCCCAGUUUUAGUCAGGUGAUAUCCCUGCUAUGAUAGAUGGAUAUGCUUGUACCAAAGCUCGUUCACACACCAGGUUAAGUGGGAGCUCCUACACCAUUGGGUACCCCUGUGCUGUCCCAUGCCAAGCUGGGGCUCCUGCAGGCAAGGAGCAGUGACGACAUCUCAUGGUGGCAUCAGUAAGAGCUCUCUUAAUGAGACAGAGUAAGUGACACUGCUGUGGCAAAAUUAAGCAGAGUCAGGACUUAAUAUGAAUCUGAGAAUUAAUCUUUUUUGUUUGAAAAUUUGGCAUUAUCUGCAAUAUUUUAGCUUAUAGGCACCUGUUAGGGAUGAAAGUCUGACCAAUUAAAUUAAACCUCUGCAAAGAAACCACUUCAUUGGAACUGCUAACUCAUAUUGAAUAUCAUUAUCAAAAUACAUUAUCCUAGUUUAUAUUCAAGAGCAUAGCAUCCUUUCAGGCACAUAAUUUUCCUUCUAUAGUUCUUUCGAACUCCCUCUGUACAGUUUUUGUUACUGCCGGUAUAUCUUUGUUUCCCCUUUCCCUUUCUUUUCCAAAACAUUUAUGUCAUUAAGCAUUGUUGCAUUGAUCCUGCAGCAUUAGUCUCCAUAAAUAGGUCUCUGGCUGUCAAAAUGAACACAAUCAGGCGCUGCUUCCCAAAGCUGAUCAUACAGUGCCCUAGUGCUGCAAGUUACUAGGUAUGUCCAGCACUUCUCAUACCUACCUAGCCCCACAGGCUGGUGGAAUUAAAGAGGUGCAAGCUUGCAAAAUUUUAGAUUUGGGAUAUUUGAUUGAAUACUUGUAUAUCUUCCUGUUACAAUUUUUGUCAGAUAUGAGGAAAUCUAAUCAUCUUGUUUUCUAUAAGGGAAUGCUUAGAUCCCUAUGCUUACACAAUUAAAGUAACUUACACAUACAUUGGUGACGUUAGGUGAUAAUAAUCAUACAUAGCUGAACCAUUAGAAAACAAUCAUGUGCUCAAAACUCAACUUCAAAAUUAUAAAUAUCCCUUUGGGAUUUUUAAAAUUUUCUUAAAUCUUUUUGCUUGUUUAUUUGUUUCCCUCCUAUUGCUUAUAAAGCCUUGUAGGAUUUUCAUAAUAUCUAGAGUAUUAAUGUGGAAGGAAAGACCAUUUCCAAGCACUGACUUUUUGCUCCUCCUCAAGUUUCUGAUGCACUAGAUACCAGUGUGUAACGUAAUUGCUGUUUACAUCUGCCUGUUGGCAACAGUGUUAUUGAUAAUGUCAGAACUUGUCCAGCUCUGGGAGGAAUUUUACUGUAAGUAGUGCAGGAUAAUUUUUCCACACUGGGUUGUUAGUGUGGAAAAGAUAGAUUUCUUUCUUUAAUACAGAAACAAGUAGAUCAUGAUUCUGUAAAUGGAUCUUUCAGGAAAGGUUAAAGUAAGGCUUUUUGAAAGCAGAAGUGAUGAAAUCUUAACGCAACAGAAAUAGGGAGUAAUGGGUCUGUCAUACUGUAAGAACUUGGACAGAACUCCGCCUUGUAGAAUCAUCUGAAACUGAGAUUCACAUGUGAACAUCACAGUGAAACCACUGCUGCAUAAACCUAUGAAAACGAGUAUUCAUACUCAGAUUUUGUUUCCAUAUCUAUGUCUUAAAUAGGCAGGAGCAGGAUUUAAGGCAAGAAGGAAGAAGCUGUAUGGAUCACAUGUGGCCUGACACAUACAUUUAAAAAGUACCUGAGUAUUUGCAUAUAUGGGUUGCAUAUUUUUUUAAGUUGCCCAAGCAAGAGGAAGAACUGCGGCUGCACUCCGUGUGCACUCCCUCCACUGUAGAGUGAGUUUGCUGGAUGUAAAAAAUGCGGCAAUAAUCUGGAGACUCAUCUUUGAUGUAGCAUGUGCUACCUAGUGACAUAAAUGUGCCUGGGCUUGACUCAAGAGGCAUCUCCAAUUGUCGGUCCCCAGCUCAGACAGUUGUCCAUCACCCCUUUGGCUAAAACUGCAUCUGCCAUUUUUUAUUUGGAAGUCUACUGGUGGCAAAGUCCAGACCACCAAUAGGUCACAUAGUCAGAAGUGGUAACAACUUUCAAACUUAGCAGCCUGCUCCCUUUACCAGAAGAUUAAAUUCCCCGUGUCCCAAGACAUCCAGCUGUUGCUGUCCCUUGCAACAGGAAUACACAAUGAGAAAUACAUAGGCUAAUUAUUUAUGUUGAAUAGUUCAAAUUAGGAAGAAGUGAAUAGAAUCUUCCUUCUUUAUGGUUCGCAAUUCACAUAUCAGAAGGACAGGUUCUUGAACUGGCUAAAAAUCAUUUGAAUUUUCCCUUGUUCUGUGACUGGCAAAUGAAAUACUGCACAUAAAGAUGAUUUGGAAUUAGAUGGGUAAUUUGGUGAGGGAGCAGCUGUUACAAUAUUCAUUGUUGACCACUUUAUUAGUUUUUUCCCUUUACCAAUCAAAAUCACUUUUCAGAUGAUAUGUGUUGCCGUACUGGUAAAUUUGGGGGUUUUAUGUUCGCUGUAAGUGAUGAUUUAGCCAUGAUACCUGUCCCAAACACACUUGGGUUUGGUUGGGGCCUAAUGAUUGGAAAGCUGACAAAGCACAUCUUUCAAUUGCAACCCCAAAAACUCUUUCAGCAAUGGCAACUCAUUUGUCUUCAAACUGAUCACAUUAAGGAUUUAAUUCAAGAUUUAAUGAUACAAAACAACUAUAAAAAUUCAGUACACUUGGGGAUAAAUUAGUUACAUUUAAACUUCAGCACGUGCAGUUUCCUCUACUUUCCAUACAUGAUUAUCUCUGUUCUAUAAGCUUCUGUGCCUGGCAGUUUUCUUGCUCAAACUCUGGUAAAACCACCCACAUAAGGUCAUUUUUUUUUGGUGGAAUUUCACUCUGAUCUGGGUGGAAAACAUAAUUUAUCUGAGGUGUGACAUUUUUUGGCAGAUAUAUAAACUGAGGAAAUAGAGGAAAAUACAGAGGGUCUGAUGAAAUUAAUCAAAAUUAUGUUUCAACCUGAAAAACAGGAAAAAAGUCCCUAUCUAAAACACUGCUUUGGGCACAUGCAUGCAAAUUUUCUGCCAGUGCUAUUAUCUUGAAAACAAAUUACAGUAAAAAAUUUAGAGAAAACAAGUGGAUCGUGUACUCAGCACAUUAAAACUCUGAUCCUGCAGAUGCAUUCACUUUUGUUUAAAGUACAUAGUCAGGUUUAAACAGAUUUAAGAAUAAAGUAGUAUCCUUCAUGAAAGCAGGACUGCUAAUAUGUUAAAAACCAUGCUCAAGUGUGGGCAGUCUAAGAAGUUCAAAUUAAGUCUUCCCUAAAUGGACAUUAUUUUAAAGAUUUUACCAAUGCGGGAGCAUGUUUAUGUAUCUAAUAGUGAUACGUGGAACAGAUUUGGCUUUCUUCUGUUUCUUAUUUUAUUAGAGCAUUGUUCACUCCGACAUGAGCUGUUUUUGUGAACUUGUCCUUCCAUCUUGUUUCCAGUUGUGCAGCCAUAGUUCCCUCAACAUAGCUAACAGCUUUGCAAUUUUAGUCCAAACUUCUGUUUGGUCACUGUUCUUCAUUCAAGCUUAAAAUAUGUAAGAAAGCCUCUCAUGUAAUGGGAAAACUUGCCAUAAAAAUGUAUAAAGGUUUUCUUGAGUACAUGUUUUCACAUUUAAUAAAAAUGCAAUUUUCAGUUAUAAUUUGAAAUGGUCACUUUCUAGCCACUAAUUUCAAUGUGCACAAGAAAUUGAGAACACAAAUUGCUUUUUUUAAAAAAAUAAAAUAAAAUUCAGCAUCAUAAAUAUCUGCUGAAGGACAUGGUUUGGGGGAAAUCAGAUCAAACCAAGAUUUACUACCUACUCGCUAUGAAUAAUACAGCUGGACUGUAUGUUGAAAACUCCUUCCACAUCCCCAAAAGUGGAUUGCCUGACAUCUGAUAUCUGUGACUUUGUAAAAGCCUAAUUCACAAAUAGUCAUUUCAUUUGUCUGUUCCGUGUUUUCACUGUAUCUCAUGGAUGAUUCAGAGUGCCCCUUAGCUGUGCAGGGUUUUGUGGUUGUGGCUCUCAGAGGAACCAAGUGGUCAAGCAGGCUUGUUCACAAGGUCUGGUAACUAAGGACUGGGUAAUAUAUCCCCAGGUGUGCGCUCAGAAACAAGGUAUUGGUACACUACCUCGCUGUUCCCUUGAGAACUGGUGCAGCUCUUGCUGUCAGUUCUGAGGCUCUCUUGAUGUUUCACAAUGCUGAGACAAGAAGCCUAAUUUUGCCAAGAGAAAAUUCUGGCAGUUCAGCACCAGUUUUCAUAGGGAAUCGGCACAAAACAUGGGGAUUUUUAUUUUCUCAAUACCCUGGGUGUACUAGGAAAUAGACCAUACUAUUUAGAAGUUUGGUCUGUUGUGGAGAUAUAUACAGUUCCUCAGAUUAGAAGGGAAUUGCAACCAUGACCAAACCUACAUUUGUCCCUAUAGAGUGAAAUCAUCAGUAAUCGUUUUUGAUGUGAAGAAUUAUUGCUGUGGAACAACAGCUCCAAUCCUUGAGGAGCCAAAUUAUCAACUGGAUGAACUGGACCUUUGUAUUCCGUUGUUUAAUCUUCGUGUUUUCUUCUCUUUCAUUUGGAUUUUCCCAUUAAAUGCAUCAUGCCAGACCUUUGCACAAAAAUCUGAACAAUUUGCCCAAUAAACUUACUGAAAGUCGCUCACAUAUGUAACUAGAGCCCUACUAGAGAGAGUUUGUUUCAUUAGAGACACUGGGUGGAACAAGAAAUAAGGGGUGACAGUGCAAUAUCCUGAGAGCACUUACUCUUUGAUGUUAGGAAAUUUAACAUCUCGCAAACUCAUAUAAUAGAUGAGAUGAUUUCUAACAAUGACAUAAAAUAGCUUGAAACAAAAGCCCAGCAUCUUUCAUGCAGAUUGGAGGGAAACAUCUUUCAUUGAAGUAGAAGUUUACUGAAGCUAUAAUUUUCUAGAAGAGCUUAAAAAGUAUGUUACUGAUAGCAAGCUUGUUAGCAGCAAAACUCUCUUUUAAUGCAGAAGUGCAUCCUGCAGAGUCUAAUCCCCAGCAGAGAGAUUGUGCUGCUUGAUCUAGGCAAGGGACUAGGACUGUCCCAAUGGACAAGGGACUGCCACAUCCUCGAGCCACACCUCUUGUUACAGGUGAGCAAAGUGCUUCCAGUGCAUGUCAAAAUCUGUCUCUAAUGGGAGCACAGAGCACAUCCAACAGUUUAGUGGAAAGGAAAAGCAGUGUUUGCUAAAUUGUUGUCUAUAAACAUGAUGUUCAAAAGCAGCUAUAAGCUGUUCCCUGGCCUAUUUUCAUUUUUCUGAUUAACUCCUAGUUUUUAUUUCAUUUACAUUAGCAGUUAAGGAAGAGAAUACAACUUCCCAAACUAGGGCUGAAAUACAGACAUGAAAGAAUGGCAUGAGUAGUGGAAGCUGGAGUUUUCUGAUAGUUUCUCAAGUACAUUUUCAAUUUUUUUUUUCCAGGACAAAAAUCAUCCAUAUAAUAUCCUUUUUUAGCCUCGUAGUGGCUAUUUGAGAAGUGUGAAUCAAAAUGCUGUAUAUGCUUAGAGACCAAUUUUGAGGGCUUUUUUUGUGGCAAGUAUCCCCUUGCAAAAAUGUUGCAGUGUGUCUAUUUUGUGCAUGUUUGCCUAAAACCACAAAAACGAAUCAACUUUUUUAUGGAUUGCUGUACAUGCAUCUGGCAAACACUUGUUUCUGGUGGGAAGAGGAAGAUUUGAUAAGCUGGUGGGUUUGCAUUUUUAUGUGAAUUACUUAAAGCAUUGGUAAACUAUUGUCAACUUUGUUCACAUUGCACAAGAUACUCUGUGUACUGCUGGCAUUAUAACCUCCGUGAUCCAUGCAUAUUCUGUAAAUUCCUGUAGGUUUUGUGUAAGAAACCUUGUCACCGUUGCUUACUACUGUAAAUCCUUGUUUUGAAGCAAGAGGUGGCUUUUGAUUGUACAGCCUUGUGUAUUAUAUACUACAACAGUACUUGUUCUGUCCUCAAAACUUGCUGUUCACAUAUAGUUAAAGAUUUGUUAAGCACGCUUAGUGGUUUCAGAAUUUAUUUCAAACAGCAGAUAUAUAAGCCAUUUACAGGAAUAUUAAAUGUUACGCAAGACAAUUCCACCCCGUUCAUACCGUUCCUGAGAGAUUGGGGCUGGAUUUGAGCAGUCGGCAGGCAGCUGCAGGCUAGCACACCAGGUGGCUGCAUGCUGGGGGUGCAGCAUAUGCCUUCCAACUGCGGCUGCCUGCGAGCCUGAGAUCACACCCUGUGCAGGGAACUGCACAGGAGGACAAGUCUCUCCUCUUGCUGUCCCCCCAGCCAAGGUACCUUUGGGACCUCAGCAGGCUGUCACAGAGAGCCACCAGCCUACAGGCUUCCUUGCACUAAGUGAGCAAAGACAUACUAGCUUUUUCCCUGGUGUCUCUCUGUUUUGUUUGAGUUUGGAUUUUUGGGGUUUUUUUUCUAAAAAUGGCAUUAGUGCCAGUACAGAAACCCAUCUCUAAGGGUAUGCAGUGGGUAAAGCACUGCCUCCGUACUGUGUCCUCAUCCCAGCUGCCACAGGCUUUACGUGAGGCAAUGUUUUAAGAAUUUAAUUCUUUGUCUGAUUAUGGAGAUAGAAAAAUAAUCUGAAUUCUUGAAAUCUGGAUUCUUUUUUAAUUAGUGUUUUAUGAGAUACAACAAAGACAUGAAAAUGUGUAUGUGUUCUUUACUGGUUUCUGACAUCAUAAAUUCAAAUCCUGUCUAGACUGAGACAAUGAUGGGGAUUGUGAAAAAGCUGGGAAAGUUGAAGGGGAUUCUUACUUGUAUUAUUUUAAGUUCUGUGUUUUAUUUGUUUUUAUUGAUAGUUUAAAUGACUAAGUUAAUCUUUUGAAUAAAGGCAGUCUUUGUUAA